Messenger RNA from Scleropages formosus (Asian bonytongue), 2294 nucleotides. RefSeq names its product BRCA1 associated protein (gene brap). Gene Ontology annotation, biological process: protein ubiquitination; Ras protein signal transduction. Bases 177 to 1970 code for a protein of 597 amino acids. The record is from RefSeq and is a predicted model, not a curated record. Gene Ontology annotation, molecular function: nucleic acid binding; ubiquitin protein ligase activity; zinc ion binding. The transcript is spliced from 12 exons. Gene Ontology annotation, cellular component: cytoplasm. NCBI's taxonomy places the organism in Eukaryota, Metazoa, Chordata, Actinopteri, Osteoglossiformes, Osteoglossidae.
AUACUGCGAAAGGGUUGGGAAUUCUUGUUCUCGAAAAGGUGAAGAAGUGUGUGUUGCACUGUACUGAGAAUUCUGACGUAGGAGUCUAUGUGAUAGCAGCCGUUGGGCAGUUGGCAAGCAGCACUGGGCUUGUGCGGUCGUUUCGAUUGCCGUGUUGGUUGUUCACUGUCUGACACAUGAGUGUGUCCCUGGUGGUGAUCCGUCUGGAGCUCGCAGACCAGUCCCAGUUUCCAGAAGGCUUCCAGUACACAGCCGCUGGAGACAUGUCUGAGGAGGAGAUCCGAGAGAAGGCCUUAGGCUUGGCUCAGACCUCUCUAAAUGGAAAGUCAGACACUGACCGCACAGCCCUCCUGCACCAGCAUAUUGGCAGCCGGGCCAUGGCGGACAUGGUCAUUGAGACCUUCAAGCCAGAUCCAGAUAGAUGUGCCCAAGAGGAUCAUGGGAAUGGCAAUGAGAAGGAGGAGGAGAUAACUGGUCCUGACCAUGGUGCAGACAUUCCAAGCAGUGGGGAGGCCAUAAACAUUGCCCCUGAGAGGGGUACUGUCCCUGACUCCCCUUCCAAGCAACUGCCAGACCAGAUUUCCUUCUUCAGUGGGAACCCCUCUGUAGAGAUUGUCCAUGGUAUAAUGCAUCUUUACAAGACCAAUAAGAUGACAUCACUGACCGAGGAUGUGCGGCGGAGUGCCAUGCUCUGUGUCCUCACGGUCCCUGCCACCAUGACCAGUCAUGACCUCAUGAAGUUUGUGGCACCCUUCAAUGACGUCAUGGAGCACAUGAAGAUCAUACGUGAUUCCACACCCAACCAGUACAUGGUGCUGAUCAAGUUCAGCUCUCAGGCUGAUGCGGACAGCUUUUACAUGGCCUGUAACGGGCGGCAGUUCAAUUCCAUCGAGGAAGCAGUCUGCCAGCUGGUUUACGUGGAGAGGGCAGAGGUCUUCAAAUCUGAGGAGGGGGCCAGCCUGCCCGUGAUGGACCUCACAGAGCUACCCAAGUGCACAGUGUGCUUGGAACGCAUGGAUGAGUCAGUCAACGGUGUGCUCACUACACUCUGCAACCACAGCUUCCAUAGCCAAUGUCUUCUGCGCUGGGAGGACACCACGUGUCCUGUCUGCAGGUACUGCCAGACCCCUGAGCCAGUGGAGGAGAACAAGUGCUUUGAGUGCGGUGUCCAUGAGAACCUGUGGAUUUGCCUGAUCUGUGGUCACAUUGGCUGUGGACGCUAUGUCAGCCGCCAUGCUUACAAGCAUUUUGAGGAGACUCAGCACACGUAUGCCAUGCAGCUCACUAACCACCGUGUCUGGGACUAUGCUGGAGACAACUAUGUCCACCGGCUAGUGGCCUGUAAGACAGAUGGCAAAAUGGUGCAAUAUGAGUGUGAAGGAGACUCCUGCCAGGAUGAGAAGAUUGAUGCACUCCAACUAGAGUAUUCAUAUCUUUUGACAAGUCAGCUGGAAUCUCAAAGAAUUUACUGGGAAAAUAAAAUUGUGCACUUGGAAAAGGACACAGCAGAGGAGAUCAAUAACAUGAAAGCCAAGUUUAAGGAGACCAUUGAAAAAUGUGACAGUCUGGAGCGCAAGAUGAUUGAGCUUCACAAGGAGAAACAGUCCAUGGAGAAGAAGUGCACACAGCUUAAUGCUAAGGUGUCUCGGCUGUCCCAGGAGCUGAAGGAGGAGCAGGAGAUGAACAAGUGCCUGCGUGCCAACCAAGCACAGCUGCAGGCUCAAGUGCGAGAGGAAGAGAGACGGGCACGAGAUCUGGCCGAUUCCAAAGAGAGCCGUAUCACAGAGCUACAGGAGCAGCUACGUGAUAUCAUGUUCUACCUGGAGACACAGCAGCAGAUCAGCCAAAUGCCAGCGGAGGCCCGCCAGGAGAUCCAGGAGGGGCAGAUCAACAUUGCUUCGGGCCCCUCCCCUGGAGCCAGCACUGGGAAAUUAGGCUCCCGGAAAGGCAGGGGUAAAAGGGGAAAGUAAGAUAGUUGAGGAAAGAGACAGAAAUGGUGCGAGAUGCCGUUAAGAGACAUCUGCUCUCUCCACCACUUCAGUGUCAGCUGAUGUAAACAGAAUUAAUUGUGAUAUUUUUAUUUAGGUUAUAAGGUAAAAGAGUUAAAAGUCUUUGGAGUGAAAGUGGAAGGAUGUUUAUGGGACAAGCCAAUAUGUGAAAGUUGGAACUCCUAAGCAGCAUACAUCUGGUAGGUUAUGGCAAAUUAAAUCAAUGGUGGAGAUUUCUGCCUGUAAAUUAAAUAUAUUUACAAUUUGUUUUUCCUAUUGUUGCAGAAGGGGGGCGCAGUGGGUUUG